Messenger RNA from Gorilla gorilla gorilla (western lowland gorilla), 14216 nucleotides. It is a transcript of the gene SLC49A4, whose product is annotated as solute carrier family 49 member 4. Bases 1 to 1437 code for a protein of 478 amino acids. The record is from RefSeq and is a predicted model, not a curated record. NCBI's taxonomy places the organism in Eukaryota, Metazoa, Chordata, Mammalia, Primates, Hominidae. Gene Ontology annotation, cellular component: membrane; intracellular membrane-bounded organelle. Gene Ontology annotation, biological process: transmembrane transport. Gene Ontology annotation, molecular function: transmembrane transporter activity. The transcript is spliced from 9 exons.
AUGGGCUCUCGUUGGAGCAGCGAAGAGGAGAGGCAGCCGCUGCUGGGGCCCGGGCUCGGGCCUGGGCUGGGGGCCUCCUGGAGAAGCCGGGAGGCGGCGGCGGCGGCGCUGCCUGCGGCGGUCCCGGGUCCCGGGCGGGUGUACGGGCGCCGCUGGCUGGUGCUGCUGCUCUUCUCGCUGCUGGCGUUCGUUCAGGGCCUGGUCUGGAACACCUGGGGUCCCAUCCAGAACUCGGCGCGCCAGGCCUACGGCUUCUCCAGCUGGGACAUCGCGCUGCUCGUGCUGUGGGGGCCCAUCGGCUUCCUGCCCUGCUUCGCGUUCAUGUGGCUCCUGGACAAGAGAGGUCUCCGGAUAACUGUGCUCCUGACAUCCUUCCUUAUGGUUUUGGGAACUGGUCUAAGAUGCAUACCUAUAUCAGACUUAAUGCUUAAAAGAAGAUUAAUUCAUGGAGGACAGAUGUUAAAUGGAUUGGCAGGUCCAACUGUAAUGAAUGCAGCACCAUUUCUCUCCACGACUUGGUUUUCUGCAGAUGAAAGGGCCACAGCCACAGCUAUUGCAUCAAUGCUCAGUUAUCUUGGGGGAGCGUGUGCAUUUUUAGUUGGACCACUUGUUGUUCCAGCUCCCAAUGGGACAUCACCUCUUCUUGCUGCAGAGAGCAGCAGGGCACAUAUUAAAGAUCGCAUAGAGGCUGUGUUAUAUGCAGAAUUUGGAGUUGUCUGCUUAAUAUUUUCUGCAACACUAGCUUAUUUCCCACCCCGACCUCCUCUUCCUCCCAGUGUUGCUGCAGCUAGCCAGCGUCUGAGUUAUCGGAGAAGCGUUUGUAGAUUAUUAAGCAAUUUUCGAUUUUUGAUGAUUGCUUUAGCAUAUGCCAUACCACUUGGUGUAUUUGCUGGCUGGUCUGGAGUUCUGGACUUAAUUUUAACACCAGCGCAUGUCAGCCAAGUAGAUGCUGGCUGGAUUGGAUUUUGGUCCAUAGUUGGAGGCUGUGUUGUUGGAAUAGCUAUGGCAAGGUUUGCAGAUUUUAUCAGGGGUAUGCUGAAACUAAUUCUUCUCCUCCUGUUUUCGGGAGCUACACUGUCAUCCACGUGGUUCACCCUGACCUGUUUGAACAGCAUCACACACCUACCUUUAACCACAGUGACAUUGUAUGCCUCCUGUAUUCUCCUGGGAGUGUUCUUGAAUAGCAGUGUGCCUAUAUUUUUUGAGCUUUUUGUGGAAACUGUCUACCCAGUUCCAGAAGGAAUUACUUGUGGAGUUGUCACUUUUUUGAGUAAUAUGUUUAUGGGAGUACUUUUAUUUUUUCUCACAUUUUAUCAUACAGAGUUGUCUUGGUUCAACUGGUGCCUUCCCGGGUCGUGUUUGCUCAGUCUCCUCCUCAUUCUGUGCUUCAGGGAAUCCUAUGACAGACUCUAUCUUGAUGUGGUUGUCUCCGUUUAAUAGCACAGACUUGAAGGAGUUUAAAAGGAGGCUGGAAAUCAAUACUGCACACUGCACAUUUGCUCGGAAUUGCACAUCUAACAGGAAAAGAGGGAGAAGAAAGAAACUUCAUUCAGAGGUUUUGUUAGGUUACAGAUUAUCACAUUAAUUUGAUUACUACUAGGUAAUAAUAAUGGGAGACUUGAGUGAUAAUAGGGGAUUUUAAAACUCUACAGAUGGCAUACCUGUGCCUGCUUCUGGGGUUGGAAGUGUGACUUCUUACACAUAAAGCACUACCUAAGUAAUUCUCUCUCUGUUUUGUGCCAGUGCUAAACUACUGAUUACUUGUAAUUAUGAAAAGAAAUAAAGGGUGUCUAUCAUAUGCAGAUAACGCCUUCCCUAAGUCACAUAUCAGAAUAGGAAGAUAUGCCACUAACUUCUAAAGAAGUUCAAACCCUGUAUCCAAUUUUAAUGAUAAAAUAGCCAAGAGGUAUAUCGAUGAUAGAAAUUAGCCACGUGUACACUACAUUUUUUCUAAUAAAGCCAUUUCUUAUAUGACUCCUUAUUUUAAUCAGGUCAGAAGCCCUUGGCCAUCUUUACUAUGGUGAUCAGGUGCUUUCCAGUGACUUCUGAGCAUAGGCACUGUGUCUCCAUCUCAACUUAUCCUUGUUUCUGUGAAAUACAAUUUCAUCUACUAGGCCCUUAAAUAAUUAUGUGAGGGUGACUAAAUGUUUAAUAUGAUUACAUUAAAUAUUGUAUGAAAAAAUGUAAUUCCAUUAGGAUCUAGCACUUUGUUACAAGUGAAAUGACAAGUCACAUGGACAUACUGUGUCUUCUGCCUGUAUAUGGUGGCAUGAGAUGUAAUGUCCAGAGCCAACAAUUAUUUACCAGGGUUAGAUUUUAUUCAGUGACCCUCGUUUAAAAAUAAUAAUUUAUCACAUUGAAACUUUCAGCUCUGUCGAAUGAUUUCUGAAUUACAUCCUGUGUUUCAGCUUAGGUUGUAAAAUACUCCGUUCUCUGUGGAGUCAGCAUAUUUGAGAGGGCAGCAUUUUGCCAGUACCUAUCUUCUUUCUACAGAUGAUAGCUUUUUAAGAAAUAAGAGUUCCACAUUGAGUGGCUGUCAGACACAGAUUUCACUGUGACGUAAAAUACACUGCAGUGAGAGUAUGGUAUCACCACUAUUCAUAUUUACAUCAUUCCCCUCACACAGAAAAACCAACCCUUUUCCCAAAAAGUCGAGAAUACUGCUAUACCUUUAUUAUUCUCAGCUUCCUCCAGCCCUUCUUCUUGUUUUUCCUCACUUGAAAUUGAACCUUCAUUGUCAGCUAAGUAUAUAUACUUUUGUGUUUUCCUGGACAGAGUGCAAGUGGCUGUUAUCAGCCAAGGUGGUGAAGGUUCAGGAAAGCUGGGCAGCACUGGGCCCUGCUCCUCUCUGCACCUGUGUGCGCCAUGACACACCCACAUGCAGAUUCCCAAGUCUGUCUCCCCUCCCCCUUAGCAAGUACAAGGCUGUGCAUUAACUCACCUCGGUCCUAGAGGAGUAUCCUAGUACUGCGUGGCAACUUCUAAGACCCUAACUUGUGAAACUAGGGAAGUAAGAAACCGUUCAAAUUUAACAUCUGUCUUCAGUCAUCUUUAAAUCGUCUCUCUUUAUAAACACUCUGCUCACUUAGCAGAAGGACUGAAGGAACUAAGGAACUUGCUAAAGAGAAGAAGAAAACAAAAGCUAGACUUAGUUCCAGUUAAUUCUGUUAUUCUUCUGAAAUAAAAAUGAAAUAAAAGGAAGGCAGAAUUCUCUUUUUUUUUUUUUUUUUUUAAGACAGGGUCUUGCUCUGUGAUGGUGCAAUCUCAACUCACUGCAACCUCCAUGUCCCAGAUGCAGGUGAUCCUCCCGCCUCAGCCUCCCGAGUAGCUGGGACUACAGGCACGCACAACCAUGCCUAGCUAAUUUUUCUGUUUAUAGUAGAGACAGUGUUUCUCCAUGUUGCCCAGGCUGGUCUCAAACUCCUAAGUGAUCCACCCGCCUCAGCCUCCCAAAGUGCUGGGAUUAUAGGCGUGAGCCACCACACCAGGCCAAGAAGGCGGAUUCCUUGAAGAUGAUUCAAAGCCAGCCAUUAAGGAUAUCCGUAGACCAUGACCUGGAUGCUAAAUAAGCACCACCCCUUCCUGUUCAGAGGGAAGAGAGAAAGGAGAGGGAAGAAUUAUAAGGUAUUUGGUUUUAGUCCGAACUAUUAUGUUUGAGGAUGUUGUGGUAUAACGUUCUGCAAUAGUAAGAUUUCUUGUGUAGAACAUUUUAAUUAUGGUUAAUUGCACUUUUUUUUUUUUUUUAAGGGACAGGAUCUCAGUAUGUUGCCCAGGCUGGACUCAAACUCCUGGGCUCAAGUGAUCCUCCUACCUCAGCCUUCCGAGUAGCUGGGACUACAGGCAGGCACCACCACACCAGGCUUAAUUCUUCUUUUAACACAAAGUAGAAUAACACUCUAAAAGUAUUACCUAAAUGACUAUUUAGUUCAAAACAUCCCAAGUGGUAGUGAUUAAAAAUUCUUGCAUUGUUCAGAAUUCUUAUUUUUAGAAUACAUGAGGUGAGACGAGUCCCUGUACUUUGUUUGUAUGUGCUUACCCCUCCAGCAGGUAAUUGUUCUAAUUAUAAACUGCAACUGUUUUAAGUGAUCAAAAAUUUCAUAUACUAAACCUGACAGGAAGGGAACCAAAAGGCUUGGGGGUGGGGAGAAGAUUACACAUCAUUUACUUGAAUAUUGCAAAUCAUAUUUUCUUUUUGUUUUUAUUUCUAUCAUGCAUCAAAAUAGACCAGCUGCUUUCUUUGCACUUUCAAACCAUUAUAGAAUCCUAAUGAAAUGUUACAGCUGAAAGAAAUCUUAACCCUUCACUAAUCCAAACCCUCAUUUUAGAAUUUAUAGAAACGAUUCUAGAGAGGUAAAGUACAACUGAGGCUCACAGUUUCUGACUCCUAAACCAGGUGUUUUUUUCCUACCUCACAGAAGCUUAAUUUAGACCAUUUUGGGUGUGCAUGCAUACCUUCAUGUUAAAAAAUGAUAGGGCUUUAACAGUAAGCUUCCAUUAUUGAGUAUAGGAAGUACAAGGAUUAAGGUGAUUAUUUGGUUUAUAAGUAAAAUUCUCUUUUCUCCGUCACUAUCCUGAAGAUGCUCUGACAGCUCUUAGCCCUUGGGUUGCAAUGACAUCAUGUAAAAAGAUUCUGAUGAAUAAUUCAAUCCCAUAAACUAAGUCAACACCAAUAUUAAUUGGUAAGGACAUGCUGUAGUGCAGGUUCCCUGUGGCUUAUCAAUUAAUACUUCACAGUUUAUGGGAAGAAGCAUUUUUUAAUAUGAUCCCUGGUGGAGGUAUAGGAGCAAGACAGUUGUAUCCACAAAUGCAUUUCACUGGAGGAUGGAGCUAAUUACGAGAGAAUCAAAUACAAAUGUAAUUUUGUAUAUUUAAAUAUAUAUGGCCUGAGGGCCCAGUGUUUUCAUAGAUCAUGUACUCAUGUUUAAUUAUGGAGAAUGUUUACAGCUUAUUUUUAUGAAACCCUUCUAACGAGAGAUCUAAGCUAAGGGAUUUUAAAUUGAAGAGAUUAAAUCCCCAUCUACUUAACUUUUAAUUAGUUUUUUGUUUGUUUGUUUUUUGUUUUUUGUUUUUUACUAUUUUACUAAAAUCCAGGCAUUCAUCUUACUGUUUGCAUAAGUACAAGCUUCACUUUAGGCUCAAGAUUGAAUAAAAAUGCAUAGCAAAUUUGCUUUAAAUUAAUGUUUAAAAAAUCACAUUGCACAUUUGUCCCUGAAAUAAGUACAGAAAUUACUAUCAUUUUGCCAUAUUAAGGCAAGUACUAAAGCUGUGAUAUGAAGAAAAUGUCAUAUUAAAAAAGAAAUGCAGGAAACUAUGAGAACAUUUUAUCAAACCUAUUUUAUGAAUAUCGGAGAAAAAUGCAAUUCCACUUUGAUUUGGAAUUAUAUUCAUGCAGAAGGGACAAGAUAGUUUAUUUCCUUACUAUCAGACAGUGUGCUGGUCUGUUAGGAAAUGUGAGCAAUACUCAGAGGGAAUGUUUCUGGGUGUCAGAAAGUCAGUUCAAGAAAGUGGAACAGGACUUUACAGUGGGCUUUGGGGUACUUUGUGCUCAGUAGAGGCAGGGUGGCCUGCUCACUCAGCAGACAUCUUGGCUGUCGAGCUCAUUUCCUCACGUGUCCUUCUGGUUCAGAUGGAACCUCAAACUUAGGAGAGGAUUCCAGGAACUAAUACAGAGGCCCGUAGGGGUCCCUUGGAGGGUGUCAUCUCUGGCCAGGGGGAUGGGAGUGAUACAGGCAGUUACAUGGCCCUCAGUCUCUCUGAUUUACAUUUGUUUGUGGUCAGGAUUUAGAUCACUUUAUGAUUUUCUGAGGCUCUGACUCGUCAGAUACCUUUCUCAACCCUUGGAUGAAUCUGACCUCAGCUCUGUCCCUGAGACCUUCCACUUUCUCGAACUGACUUUCUGACACAGGCUUCUUCACCUUCAACCCCUCUCCAGGAUCCCCAGCAGAAAUCCAUUCUCAUUCCCAAAUAGGAAAUAAGGCCAUACGCUCAGUCUUUCCUCUCCUGAACGAGACGCUAGCAAGCUCAGAACACGAGUAAGCCCAGGUGCUCCAGAAAGAUUUAACAGGUCUUCUCACAGCUAAGCCUUAGAAGUUCGAGUAUUUCCUUGAUAUGGGAAUUUCAAAGGUCUCUAACAAGUUUCUAUAGUUAUUACUUGUUGCAUUUUUAGAAUAUGGGCUAAUUGCUUUAUGUGGUCUUUUGGUUGUGCUCUAGAAUCUGAUAUGCCUCAAACAGUAGCUUUCCAUCUUAGCCCACUCUCAAAAAGAGAGAAAAAAAAGCUACCCAGCCCCAGCUGUUCUGUUCAUUCAACAAGGGAGAAUUAAACUUUUUUUUAACCUACCUAAAAAAUGAAAGCAUAGAAUUGAUUUCAGUAGCUUUGAUGAAAUGAUCAAAACACAUCAAGCUAUUUUAACUCUAAACGUGCUUGCUGGACAUAGUACCUUGUAAGGCUUGGGACUCCAAAGGGGAUACCAGAACAUCAACCCAAACAUCACAGAACUCUUCGCAUUCCCUACUUUAUAAAUUCUUCUGAUUUAUAAAGGCAGCUUCUGCAACCUUGAACAAAAUGGCAAGGAUAACUUGGAGAAACUGUCAGUUUACCUUAAUGUUAGAAAAUGAUACUUCUUUUAAAGCACUAUUUAAUUUAGACUUCAUCUAAUUCAAAUUGGCUUUCCCAUUUACCCAGAAGGAUCAUAGAAUCAAAGAAAUGAUCUAAUUCAGCCACCUCAUUUUACAAAUCAGUAGAGAACCUUUUAGGUUAAAUGACACAGCCAGGUUUUAGCAGAUCACUUGGCUCCUAGACCAGCAUUCUAUCCCUAAAUGAUCAAUGUGUUAGCCAUAAGUAAUUCUUUUAAGUAAUUUUUUUUCAUUUCUUUUAGAGUUUUGAAAAUUACAUGAGAAAUACAUGAGUGUAUAACUAUUAUAAAAUAGUACAGGAAUAGAAAGUAAAGUCUACCUCCAUACAAACAUGCUGUUUAAUCCAUUCUCUCCAGAGGGUAUCAUCAUUCAUUCUUUCAGAAGAAACUUGUGUAUGCAUUUACAUAUUUAUGUAUAAAAACUCGGGGGGGCAUUUAAAAUCGAGUCACCUAGGGAUCUCUUUCUUGGACCAUAUUGGUAUAAACUUUAUGGGCAGAAGCAGAAGUUUCUGAGAUCCUUAUUUCUCUCCCAGAUGAAUCUGUCAGAUGUAGCAUAUUGUGGUUAAUAUAGAUGUUUCACAGACCUGCUUAUGUACGAUCAAGCUUUAUCAUAUUCUAAAGUUCAAAAGUGAGUUCCAAUAUGCAUUAUUGAGUUGAGUUCCAAUAUGCACUAUUGUGUUUUCUUACUGGAAAUACAAUUUCUGUUCUUAACACCAUCAACUAAGCUCCCUGUACUGUGAGAAAAGAAAGGAGUAACCGACCUAUGAAAUCCAUAUAGAUUUCCUCCACAGGACUUUCUUGGCUUCCCUGUCUCUGCAGAGGCACACAAUAUUAUAGAAAACAGAAGCCAAGAGAAUAAACUUGUGCAAUUUUUUUUUUUUUUUAGACAGGGUCUCACUUUGUCGUUCAGGCUUGAGUGCCGUGGUGUGAUCUCAGCCCACUGCAGCCUCAAUCUUCCAGGCUCAAGCAAGCCUCCAGCCUCAGCCCCCCACGUAGCUGGGACUACAGGUGUAUACCACCAUGCCAGCUGAUUUUUUAUAUUUUUCGUAGAGAUGGGGUUUCACCAUGUUGCCCAGCCUGGCUUGUGCAAUUUCGUUUUUUAAAAAAAUAGCUAAUGGAGAUUCUGAUAAUUCUUAUUGUUUCCUGGUCAACUUCUGUGUCUUUCCUAACUUUCAAACUGUCAGUAGAAAUGAUGAACUGUAGCAGGCCAGAAGCUGAGCUUCAUUUGGUCACUUUUUCCUUUCCUGUCUUCUUGCCCAUCCAGCUUUCCCCUUUCUGAUGGUGUCUUCUUAUUUCUGACAAUGCUUGGGAGCGAGCUGUUUGACACCCAGAUUUUAUGAGUUGCCAGCGGUGGAGAGGAGAGAGCCGGGCAUGCAGAUUCUUCAUGGACCCUACUAGAGAGGACAGAGAAAAAGAGCACUGGUGUAGGAGCCCACGGGUCUGGCUCUUAACCCUGGCCUGGUGACUUCAGCUAUUUGACCUUGAGCAAGUCACUUCAUUUCUCCUUUAGCAACAUCUCUAAAAUGAGGGAGUGAACAAAAAUGUUCCCUUAGAUUUCUUCUAAUUCAGAAAUACCAGUUGAUUCUUAUUUAAAUAUGAACAUGACCAAAGCAUGUGCAGUCUGUAAAGCUGGAGAGGUGCCCAGCACCUUCGUGUUUCCAUUUGUGCGGUAGCCCCCCUCAUGUGAGCCCUGUACGUGAACAUAUGAAAUCUUAUGCUGCAUCCACAUUCAAUAAGAAGAAAUUGCUUUUUCAGUGUCUGUGGGAGGAGAUAAGCUGCAGGUGCUGUUUAUUUUCCCAAAGGACUUUAUAUAUGAAACACAGGGUUUAUUAAAUUUAUCAAAUGCAAUAAGAGAAAAAUCUGUCAUCUGAUGUUGAGAUAGCAUUCUGGGAGCCCGGUCGGGGUACUGCAUUUGCUCACCAGAAUGAGAUCAAACGAGAUACGAGUCCUUUGGUUUGGUUGGAUUCAUCAUGAGGCAGCAUGGGUUUGCACUUGUAGAAAUCAAAACUGUUGGGUCAGAUAGUAAAGCCAAUCCUUGAACUUACAUCUUUAGUUAAGGCAUCAAAGAAUUGUAAGUUGCUUUGCAAUGAUGGCAUCUCCACAUGGUCAGAUUCUUCCAGUAAACUGUGCAGAUAUUUUACAGAAUAAGAGCUAAGUUUCAGCAUGUCAAGGAAUGAUCUGUACUCAAGUGUUAGUAAACAAGAGUUUUUUUGUUUGUUUGUUUUGAGACAGUCUCUGUCAUCCAGGCUGGAGUGCAGUGGCAUGAUCAUAGCUCACUGUAUCCCCAGACUACUGGGCUCAAGUGAUCUUCCUGCCUCAGCCUCCUGCGUAGCUAAGACUACAAGCGCAUGCCACCACCCCUGGCUAAUUUUUUAUUUUUUGUGGAGAAGGGAUCUCACUAUGUUCCCCCAAGCUGGUCUUGAACUCCUGGACUUAAGCAAUCCUCCCACCUCAGCUUCCCAAAGAGUUGGGAUUAAAGGCGUGAGCCCCCAUGUCCGGCCAACAAGACUUCCUCGUGACUAUAAUGUGAACAUAAUAUUAAUAGCUCUGAGAGAGAGAAGUGAACCAGAAGACCAACCUCAGUGUCAGGAAGUCUGGGCGUCUGUCUUCUGCAUGGCUGAAGACAUGGGGCUUUGGGCAAGUCAUCUGUUCUCUUUGAACUUUGGCUUCCUCACUUCUGAAAUAGGAGGGUCAGAGAAGAUGUUUCUUUUUGCUGAAAAGUUUUACAGUUCUCUGAUCUAUACCCCUUGGUCACACACAACCAAAAAGUAGAAAACAUGAGUGCAAUACUUUUCCACCAGUACUCCCAGUUUAUACAUUAUCUUCUCAAACCAAUAAGGAACUUCUACAAGGCCCUGUUAGUGAUGUGUUACAGGUGCCAGCAUUAGGGAAACUUUCAGACUGUUAUAUCUAUUCGUUCCUUCAUCCAUGUAUACUUCUAUUCAUUCUGUAUGCAGAGUAAUUUAUAUAUGUACAAUUACAUGGCAGUGAAAGAUAAUCAGAAAAAUGAAGAUUUUUUUUUUUUUGAGACAGAGUCUUGCUCUGUUGCCCAGGCUGGAGUGCAGUGGUGUGAUCUUGGCUCACUGCAACCUCCGCCUCCCGGGUUCAGGGGAUUCUCGUGCCUCAUCCUCCCGAGUAGCUGGGACUACAGACAUGCGCCACCAUACCCAGCUAAUUUUUGUAUUUUUAGUAGAGAUGGGGUUUUGCCAUGUUGGCCAGGCCAUUCUCGAACUCCUGGCCUCAAGCGAUCCUCCUGCCUUGGCUUCCCAAAGUACCAGGAUUCCAGGCAUGAGCCACCGUGCCUAGCCAGAAGGUUUUUUUUAAAAAAACAAAGACACUCCUGAACUAACAAUUACAAAGAGCUAGUGACAGUUUCCCAAAUAAUUAUGCAUAACAGGAGCCCAUAUAUUGUUCUCAAAUCAUAAACCGUAACUGAUUUUAAGGAAAAGACAUUCUGUCCCACUGAUAUUCUUUUCAUGAGUAAGAUCUGGAUCUGUCUGGAGGCACAGAAUUAAUUUUUGCAUGAGGAAUCCCAACCCUACCAUCAUUCCAUGGCUGAGGAAUUGGUUAUUACUCCUAUGGGAAAUUGGGAAUGUUGUUGGUACCCCAGCUUUCUCUUAAGACGAAAUUUAACAAAUGCAUACAUGCUAAGAUGCAUACACUCAUAAGGCUUUGUGGGUCUCCUUUCUAAGGGGAAUUUGAAUACUAACAAGAACAAAGACUAAAUACCAAAAGGGGGCUUUCUAAUGAUAGAAUUUGGGAUAUCAGGUAGCCACAUAGAGCAGGGCUACUUUGGGGGCUGGAGACUGCAGAAACCCUUCAGGUUUAUACGUGUGAGUAAACCUAAUCACACUUGAUGUAUUGCUAGUGAAGUCCCAGCCCCCUGAGCCUUUGCAGAAACCCAAAGAAUGCUAAAAAGGGCAGGUUUUAGUUCCUGCCAAUUAUUUCAUUUACUACAAAUGCCCCCGGUUCUGAAUUUACUUCCCUCCCCACCAGAAAUACGUCAUUUUGGAGGCUUGUGAAAAUUAAGCAUUAAGAAAAUCCCGCCUCCAUCCUAAUACACUGCAUCCACAAGUCCCAAACAAAAUCACUUCCUUGGCCUACACACAAAACUACCUGUUUCUGUUUAGGUCUGUGACUCAGAAAGUGCCUGGAAGAAGUCAUGAGAGGGAGUCGAUCCCAUCUUACCUGCCAUAGGAAGAAUAGGGCCUGCUCAGUAGAGUUCAGUGUGUGUGUUGAAGGUGGUGGUUCUUAGUCCUUCCCUGAAUUCACUAAUUCGCAUUGCACUCACUCUUCCUGAUCAAUGAGUUAUUGCUGAGAAAUCAUUGUAGUAAGUAAUACAGGUGUCCCCAGUAAAGCCAUCCCUCUCCUCCAAACCUCCGCUGUCCCUUGGGUUUUGGCUCCAGGAUCCUUGCCCCAUGUCCCAAAGAAUCCCUACCCAUGGGCCUCCCUCCUCCUCUUUUGCCAAUUGCACUUGACCUUUUCAGGAAAAAGAAAUCAAUUGAUACCUUAGUCCUAAUGUUUGACCCUUUUCUAUCUCAGAAUAGAGAAGUCCCCGUAUUUGUUCUUUUUUUACUCAAGCUUAAUAUAGACCACCUAGGCCCAGAAGCUCCGUGCUAUAUUCUGUUGCCUAUAAUUGUCCUUCCAUCUAAUUGGGAAAAGGUUACUCUAUUGAACCAUCUGCUGAUUCCCUUGCCUUUUCACUCUUUUGUCAGUAUUCCUUUACCAGUAAAUUCUUGGUUAUCUAGGUCCUGAAGUUUCAUUCAUGUUUUUUUUAAAAGCUUUAAUUUUUCUCAGGAAAACUGUUUCUCUCAUCUUAAAGCAGACUAUGAUCUUUUCUACUUUGUAAUACAAUUUGAACAUAAUGAACACUCUAAAGUCAGGCAUGGAUUUUAUCAUAAAAGCAGAUCGUAUUAAGAUUUUUUUUAAAAAAGAACCAGGAUUGAGGAAUCUGUAGCUAAUAAUUUAAUAAUUCACCAGCAUGUUUUGGGCUCCCACUUCAUGAUGGCCACUGGGCUAGGCACUGAGGGUGCAGAAGCAAACAAAUCAGGCUCCUGGCCCUCAGAUUUGCAUUCCAGUGAGUCCAUUCAUAAAACCUAACUCAAAGCCAGCAACACCCCCAAAAGGGCUGUUGGAAGCUUUGUAGCUCAUCUGUACAGCUGUCUUGGUUCCUGUACGGGAUCUUACUUUCUUGGGAAAAUAUGUUCUAAAUCCUGUUUCCUUGGGCCAUUAAAAAUCCAUGCUGUCCCUAAUCAAUAUAUAGUUAUGUGUGACCUUCUUAGAAUAAAAAAAAAUGCCGCUGGACAGCCUUUGAAGGGAAAGGCAGAGAAAUCUGUUUUGAUGGCUUGAAAAUAAGUGAAAAGGUUUUUAGGGAAAGCUAACAAGCUUUCAGAGAUUUCAGAUCUGCCAGCAUUCAUUCAUUAAGGCAUGGGAUUAGGCCAAAAGAGCCUCCUACCAAGGGAGAGACAGGAACCAUGUAAGGAGAUCUGUGAGACCGCAGUGGAAGAGUAUUGAAAUAGAAGCCAGACCUGUAGACGUAUUUGUUAAUAUGUGUGCCAAGCCAAAGUACAGGAGGAGGCUUGGAGGCAUGGAGUUGUGGUGGAAGCAGGUUCUGGAAAGCAGAACUCUGAAGCUGGCUCAUUCUCACCAAGUCAUCUGGCCCAGCCUCCCGCCUCCAAGCACAUCCUGCCUGCAGAGGGUCUGGCUAGCUGCCUUUUCAGCUCUCGAGGGAUAGAGAUUCUACAACCUCCCUCUGUCAUCAGUUCCAGAGCCACUCCCCUUUGCACUAGAAGGUCUUGCUUUCAAAGAAUGAGGGUGUGAGGGAGGGAGGGGUCAAGAAACAGAGUGACAGGGGAAACAGGCAGAACAAGUCAGGGCAAAGGACCCCAGCAUGAAGAGUUGUGGAGGUGGAGGUGGGGAAGCAGCCUCACAUCUCACACUUCCUUCCUUCUCUUAAAUGUGAGCAGCUGACUCCAAGCCUUGUGGAAACUCUAGAAGGUAGAACCAGCCAUCUGGGGAAGCUGGCCUUACAGAUGCCCCGUCUGGCAUAGUGGAGGUUCCUGUGCUCUGAGAACGCAGUGUGAAUCUAGACAUCCACUGCAGCCUGGGAAGAGCUGUGUUUUCUUCAAAAGUCUUUAACUUUCACAGUCACCCCUCUAAAGAAAUGUUCUCUGAUUGAAGGCAUGCUUCUAUUCCUACUUUAUUGUGUUUCAUGCAUUCUGCCAGAGUAAUUACUUUUCAUACCAAUUCUUGGAUGCAGAGAAAUCUCUGGUAGUCUAAGGGGAUUUCGAUCCAAGUAAAGCUACUAUCUCCUAUUCCAUCCAGACUUUUCCGUCUGCCUCCAUUCUCUCAGUCACAUACCUAGAAGCAAGCCAGAAAGCUUCUCCAACCAAAAUCACUCUCCAAAGCCCAAGCACUUUAUUGUUCUCCCUGUCUGUUCUCGAGCCAAGGUGUAUUUGGCCUCAUUGCCAUUAGUUGUCUGUCUUUCAUGGCUCUGCACCACAUUACAGUCAGAGCAGGAAGGCCAGCAGUGGAGAUAGAAUUAUGGCAGAAACCCAGAGUAGAGGCCUCUGCUGGUGGGGGAGCCUGCAGCACUCUCCACGCUGGUGGGUCCUAGCAUGCCCAACAGACCCCCAUCCCUUCCCAUCAGCCUUGGGCCUUGAGUCUCAUUCCAACUCAUCCCCUCCCCUUUCCCUUCUUUCCAGUCCCAGGUGACACUUGAUGCCUCUGACUCCUUUGAAGAGGGCAUCAAGAAGUGAAAGAACAAAGUCCUUUUCUGUUCGGGAUCUGGGUCCAUCCUGGGAGAGGUUUUUGGCAGAAAUGGCUGCAGUGGAACCCUCUGACUGCCAGGGUGAAAUAGUGCUCCAGCAGGCUGCGGUAGACUCACUGCCAGAGUGGGUCAGGACUGGCCCAGAGGACAGGGUCAUCUCUUGAGAGUCCUCCCAGCUCCAGGGCCUGAUUUUAAAGCAGUAACACGAGGAUAUAGGUUAUAUACAGGCUCCUGGAAGGCAGGUGCCGCAGCUCCUGUGACACCCCAUAUGCCUGAGCAAGCUUCUCCAGCACAAGAGAUGAUGCAAGUAUGAAUGGGUGCGGGGGGAGCUUAAAACCUGCCAACACUGAGACUUGAUGCCAGGGGCCGUGCACCUGCUCUGCCACCUGCUAGGUCUGUGCAAUGGUCAGAGCAGAGGUGUGUGAUGAGUUCAGCUCCCAAACACAUCCACACUUACGAAGUGUUCUGUGUGUUUUUAAAUAAUCCUUACCAUGUAAAGAUUGUAUUACAUUUGUAUACAAAAUUUUUUUGCAUUUUACUUUUGUAAUAUUUGGGGUUUUAUAGAUUUUUAUUUUAUGGCCAAGUAUACUUUUGUAAGGAAAUGUUGAAGUCUUGAGUAUUUUUAUUCUUUUAAAAAACUAUAGUUAGUGUCAACUGUGAGCACUGAUAAAUAUUAUUCAUGUGUGGUUUUCCUUCUUUUUAAUCCAGACUUUUUAAGAAACUGUUUUGGCAUAGAGCUUUACUUAAAAUGCUGCUUCAUUUUACACGUUGUGAAUACUGAAGAUUCUAAAAAAUAAAGAUGCAUUUAAAAUCUC